GGACCGAGGCCCGAGGCAACAUUCCAAAGAUCGAGGCCACAGAUAAGGCUUGCGCAAUCGCGUCUGAGGGCACUGCCUGCCUGCUAAAGACCAUAAUAUUUCGCUUGAUAAUAGCGACGACCACGAUGAUGAUGGCAGCGACACAUGUCGUAACGUUCCAGAAUGGAUGAGAAUCGCCACACCAAAGAUCCCGCAAUCGAUGGUUUGGUGGAUUCGCGGUGCCCGCGGUGGUACUGUACCCGUUGUUGUGUGGUGUAAGCAUCGAGCAGUUCGCAGGGAUGCGCUCGAGUUAGUCUUGUCGUGGGAUCGAGCGGAAGCUGAAGCGCGCGCAAUAAGAGUCCCUUCGGAAAGCAGCAACAGCAGUGUGACAUCGAGCCAGCAAGUGCAACACUGUGCCACACAGUACCUACUUCUACCGGGUUGCCUUUUGGAAUUCGUUCUCAAAGUCGUCGCUUACGCGCCGUGAAACCUGACACCGCCCCAGAACGCUUGUUGGAAGUGGAGGAGCGAGUGUCGUCUACCGGAACGGAACCGAAGGAAAACAACCGUUCUGCUGAAACCUGUUCUGGAACAGCCGGCACGGAACGAAAGCGGGAGGAAAACUACACACACACAGACCAUCGCCGCCGCAGGCCGCCCCCUAACCCGGAUCAGAAUCCAACGGUGUUACACAUCUUUCGCUUUCAUUAGUGCGCUGAAGUGUUUUGUUUUGGUGGCGCAGCACCACACUCUACGGCCGACAGGUGUCGUGGGCGCAAUUCGUUCGUUCGCCCGCUCGCUCGCUCGCUGCUAAUCGAAUUAGGACAUCGCGGGGACGCGUCGGAACAUUGCUCGCUCGCGCGCGCGUGCUUAGAAGAGAGUGUCGUGAACGCCCAUCGUCGUCGCGCGCUAUCGUCGCUCGUGCUGUCUGCAGGACAUUCUCCCGCCGAAAGCAGGGUCGCCGCCGUCAUUCGGUUUAGUCGGAGCGGUGAAGUGAAAGGCGCGGACCGACGAGCUGUUGUGACCUAUUGCCGUGUGUCGGGGGAUAGCCAGCAGACAGCAGUAUGGAGCAGGCCACGGCAACGCGCCGCCUAACGCGCGGCGAAUCCGAGGACAGUCCGGUCGAGUUUGUGGUGGUGGAUUCGGACGUGUCCAUGUCCGAUGCAGGGCUCAGCUCGCCCGAGAAGAAGCCGAAGAAGAAGCGUGGCCUGUCGUUCAAGAAACUGCGCACCAAUGCGCAGAAGCUGAUCCCGAAGCGCGGUGGCCGCAAGGACUCGUCGGCCAAGUCGUCCGAGACGAGCUCGCUCGGUGGUGACUCCGGGGUGGUGAGCGGCGGUACGGAUGAUCUGCUUCCGGCUACCCCGUCGCCACCGCCACCACCGGCCUCACCGACGGCAACGGAGACGUCGAUCGAAACCGUGCUCAAGUCGACGGAAAGCCUGCCGGCAAUCAAGGAAGAUCCGGUGCGGGAGGCGGCAAUGUUGGGCGCCCGAUCGGACGAGGAUAUGCUGCUCGAGGGAAAGGACAAGCAGCGGCAGAAGAAGGCGCGCAAGCCGAGCCGGGCGGCUAGCUUCAUGAAGAAGCUGGCCGGACGAUCCAAAACAUCGAAGGUAGCGCCGAACCCGGCAGUCCCCGCUCCCGGCGGUGGUUCCGAGGGAGACGAGAUAUCGUCCGGGACGCUUGAAACUCCGCUGAGCAUCAAACGGCAGACGCCCGAGGGUGCCAUGUUUGUGUCGGACACGGAGCUGUACCAGGACGGCGAUCGGGACGAUGGUACGUCGGUGGAUCCGCCGUCGCCCGUGCUGGUGCGACAGCUCGAUGCCGAACCGACGACACUGAGAGCCAAACGAACCGAAAUGAAAAUCACGCUCACACGCAACAUGCCGUCGACGAAGCCGGGGACGAUUGAAACCUCGCUGGAUGAUGAGGACAACAACGCUGCGGUGAUGCGGAGCAGCGGUGGAGGCGACGGCAACAGCAAUGGUCUGAACGCUGAGAACCGGGAGCUCGCAAUCGACUCUAAACCAAUUAGCUCCGACAGCGGCACUGUCCCGUCGCCGAGGGCCUCAAUCGGGAACGAGCAAUCGUCGCAGUUGAUCGCAACCACUCGCACGCAGCAGUCGUCGUCCUCCACGUCAUCCGUCGAUGCGCGCCUUUCGAGUCUGCUGAGUGGCGAUUACAUCGCAGAGAUUAACAAGUUUUCCAUCGAGAACAUUACCAACGCCGGCGCAGCGAGCAGCACAGCAGGAGGAGGAGGAGCAGGAGGAGUAGGAGCAGAAGCGGUGCCGUUACCGCAGCCACGUGCGUCGUUGUCGAUUCGGGAGCGCUUCUUCCAGCAGCAGCCGGUGGUGGUGACGACGGGCGACCUCGACCCAGUCGCCAGCUUUGAUUCGCAGGACAUUGCCCCACCGUCGUCGGUUGUCGUCGACGAGGAAAUAGACGGUUUUAUGAGGAAAGCGAGAGGAGCGAGUGCGGCCACAGCGCGAUCGAAAGGGGGCAGCAAGAGUCCGGGUGCAGCGACGGUCCAAGACAAGGCAGCGGGACCCGCUGGUGGACAGCAGCAGGACUUGUCGCCGUCAUCGUCGGCGUCGGCAAGUAAGGCAGCGUCGACGGUACGUACGCAGGAAGCGGCCAAACCGUACCAGUUGGGCAACAGCCUAAAGAAUCCCAACAAUUCUGGAUUUAAAUCGAUCGAACAGCAGCAGCAACGCGAACAGCCCCAGCAGCAGCAGCAGCCUGAUCAGAAGCAGCAGGAAGAUCCGGUGCCAGCGAACACUGCCGAGGGAAGCCCGGACAAGCCCGGCCAGGAGGAACAGGGUGACAGCACGGUCCCAACGGAACCGACCAUUGUGUUCGAUAUCGGAACCCAGGUACGCCCGGAUAGGACCUCCACUAUCGUUAAGCCUGCCAGCGGUCGGUCGGUAGCGGCUACGCUCGCGGUACCUUCGCCAGGGCUCGAGAGCGGCGCCCAGUCGGGGACAUUUGCCUCGCUCGGUAGCACUUCGCGCUCGUUGGAGGAGAUUAUCGGCGUCGGUGGUGGGUCGUACGACGACAGUAGUCAGAACAACACGAGCGAGGGCUCGCUCCGGCGCAUUGUGUACGUCGAGCAGCCGACCUUCUACACACCAGAAGAGGAAGAGCUACUGACCGGCAAGCCGCCGCGCUCCUCCUCCUCCUUGCUGUCGAGUGCGGUCGAGUCUGGCGAGUACUCGCUCGAGUCGGAGGACUACCUCGAGAGCAAGAUGUCCCCGCACGGCGAUCUGCUACUCGAGAAGGGGGCCUCCGACCAACCGGCAACCAUGGCGACUGGACAGGCCGAGAAGCGUGAGCAUCUCUACAAAAUUCUCGUCAUCGGCGAGCUCGGCACUGGCAAGACGUCCUUCAUCAAGCGGUACGUGCAUCAGUUCUUCAGCCAAAACUAUCGCGCCACAAUCGGGGUGGACUUUGCGCUCAAAGUGCUGAACUGGGACCAGAACACGAUUAUCCGCCUGCAGCUAUGGGAUAUUGCCGGUCAGGAACGAUUCGGCAACAUGACCCGCGUGUACUACAAGGAAGCAGUGGGAGCAUUCAUCGUAUUCGAUGUAACGCGCAGCGCCACAUUUGAUGCGGUGAUCAAGUGGAAGAACGACCUCGACUCAAAAGUGCAGCUACCCGAUGGCAAACCCAUUCCGUGCAUACUCUUAGCCAACAAGAGUGACCAACAAAAGCAGGGAAUUGUGACGACACCCGCCAAACUGGACGAGUACGUCAAAGAGCACGGGUUCGCUGGAUGGUUCGAAACGUCGGCCAAGGAGAACGUCAACAUUGAGGAAGCGGCCAAAUCGUUAGUUAAUAAGAUUUUAAUGAAUGACAAACUGUUAAACACGGGUGAGGUCAUCGAUUCGGAACGGUUCGCCCUGGUUGGCGGAAAGUCGGACACGAGCCAGAAGAAGUCGUGUUCUUGCUGACCUAACCCUAGACCUCAACUAGCGGCGCGCGCUUCAACCGGCGCAUCGGAGACACACUGCACCGUGGUUUUCCACGUUGUGUUUGGGCGCGUGCUGCUCGUGUGUAUUUGUGUGUGGGUAUGUGUGACCAUUCCGCUGUGUUACGUCAUCACCUACGAUUUGCUUACGUUUUGUUUGUUUUUAACUUUUAAUUGUUUUUAUCAUGUUUACAAUGACUCUCCCCUUUCUUAUCCCCUCGUGUCCCCCAAUUGUUCCCCCUAUUCCCCCAACGGUCCCGCGCGUUCGUUGACAACCAAACCCUAUUUACCUAUUUACUAUUACCACUAACUAUUAUACUACUCUACUUAAAACUGUACGCCUACUCCACACAACUAUGGGCACAUAAUCGCGUUGUUACUAAAACCCUCUUGGGCCAGCAAGCUAAACCAAAAACGAGUAAUGUCCCGAGUAAUGUUUCCCCUUUCGCGCGACCAUUCGACAACUUUUGCUGCACACCACGCACUGUCAGAUGUUUUCGGUUGCUGCAACACUAAAAACAGAGGAAAGUACACACUAACGCAGCUGAAGAAGAACAAAAAAAAAAAAGCGGAUCGACAAAGCCGAGCCACCUACUUACUACACGGCACCCGAUAAAGGGUGAACCGGAUGCGCACCCCAAAACCAUCCACAGUGGAGAAAUCUACACACAGAGCCUCUUUCAAUCCGUCGCAGCUUUUUUCUGGUGGGGAUGAUCGAUCGAUUGUUAUUGUUGUUGAUAAUGAUGAAGAUCUUGUUGGCGUGUUAGAGAGAAGAGCGAUGCUGUAGUGGCCAUUUUUUUUCGUCGGAGAUAAAGUAUAUUCAUGUAAUGAAGAAAAGAAAGCCUAAAUUUUUGCUGGAAAGCAUUCCAGUUCCAGUGCUGUUAUUUUAGCGUGAUUGUUUCGAUUCAGAGAAAGAAUAUCACGAAUAUUUACCGCUUUUAUAUAUCGCUUUAGAGGGGACAGCACGCAACAUAUUUCGGGUCAAAUAUUCUAAAAGGAGAAAGAGCUAAAUUCAAAGAUAGUAUCACAAAAAGAGGAGAAACUGGCAAAUACCACGCAUCGUUCAGAAGACAACCGUGGCAACAAACCGUGGCGCAGCAGCGCGUGUAGGAAAUAGCGAACGAUCGGCUUAAUUUAUUUGGCUAGUUCGUCUGCGCUUUAGGUGUUUGUCGCGUGGAGUAUCGUGUGCGACCGAAUGCAGCUGAAAGGACAUCGUAUGAUGAACCGAUGGGUUAGAGAGAGAUAACAAAAGAUAAAAUGUUUUAAAAACACA
This is a messenger RNA of Anopheles gambiae (African malaria mosquito), 5216 nucleotides long. It is a transcript of the gene Rab32, whose product is annotated as ras-related protein Rab-32. The record is from RefSeq and is a predicted model, not a curated record. Gene Ontology annotation, biological process: vesicle-mediated transport. Bases 1044 to 3926 code for a protein of 960 amino acids. The transcript has 6 exons. NCBI's taxonomy places the organism in Eukaryota, Metazoa, Arthropoda, Insecta, Diptera, Culicidae. Gene Ontology annotation, molecular function: GTP binding; GTPase activity. Gene Ontology annotation, cellular component: trans-Golgi network; Golgi apparatus; vesicle.